Molecule: messenger RNA, 2235 nt
Organism: Prorocentrum cordatum
Lineage: Eukaryota; Dinophyceae; Prorocentrales; Prorocentraceae
Source: the annotation of a GenBank genome assembly
AUGCGGUUCAACAUGGUGGUGUCCACGAACGCCGCCGCCAUCAGGGUGUGCCAGGCCUGCGGCUUCAAGAUCAUGUGCACGCUGCCGCUGUCCUUCAACCAUGCCAAGGAGGGGCUCGUCGACACGCACGUGAUGUUCUGCGCGCUCGAUUCCGCAGGGGGUAGCGCGGGGAGCAGGCAGAGGCGGAGCUUCCCGAGGGCGGUGCGCGAUGUGGCCACGCCGCAGUCCGCCGUCUCCAGCCCGCCGCCGCACCGGGAGCGCUCCCACGACUUCACACCGGCAGAUUCGCCGGUGCACAUCAGCGAGGACAUUGCCAUCCAGCUGGAGAAGGUGGGGAGCCUGGCGGAGCUGAAGGCGCUGGAGGCGCCCUCGAAGACCCGGGCGUACGGAGACUGGAUGAUGUGGAUGGUGCACCGCGCGUGGCUCAACGACCCCGAGCUGACGGAGCUCGACUUCAGCGGCAUGCGGAUGCCCGACGGGCACGUGGAGCGCCGGAUCGCGCCGAGGCUCAUGGAGGCCGUGGGGUCCAACACGCACUUGCGCGUGCUCUCCCUCUCGAGCGCCAACGUGCAGAAGGCCCAGGGCGUGCAGCUCGCCGAGUCGCUGCGGAAGAAUACGACGCUGCGCGUGGUCAACCUGGAGGGCAACCGCCUCGACUCCAUGGCCGUGCGCGCGCUGGCGCUGGCCGUGGCGGACAACCCGAACUGCGGCAUCGAGCACUUCCGCCUCCAGCACCAGGGCCAGGCGGGCGUGUCGUUCGGCAGGCCCGCGGAGGAGGCCGUGGGGCAGAUGAUGCAGAGCAACCAGACCAUAGUGAAGCUGGGCUUCGAGUGCGACGACCGCCACUGGAGGAACGUCAUCGACGCGGCCCUCGUGCGGAACAACGACGCCUCACGCCGUCAGCAGGCAGCCGCCCAGGACGCCCUGCGCCCCGCGUCCCAGGAGGUGACGCUGGGCCAGGUGCUCCUCCAGUCGGCGCCCGCCGCCUGCACCGAGAGGUCGUUCCUGGAGGACGGCUCCUUCCGCGAGCUCUACCGCAGCUACGUGGUGCAGACCGGGAAGCUUCCUACGAUCAAGCAGCUGCUCAGCUGCGCGAAAAACAGCGGGCAGCCCUUGCAGUACUCGGCCGCGGCGCCCUUCGUGAAGGAGUGCCGCACUUGGUUCCUGCAGACGGCAAUCGGCACGAACGUGCUCGCGACCGAUGCCUUCGGGAUCGGCAAGGAAGGAAGGAUGGUGGACUGGUCGGAGACCAAUGACUGCUGGAGCAUCGAGCUCGUCGCCCACGAGGACGACAAGCACUACGCCUUCCGGUCCAGCAGGGAGCCGGCCUUCGCCGUCUCCGAUGCGUGGGUGGAGUGGCUGGGCCAGGAGCGCAUUGCCCUGGGGCUCCUGCUGCUGCAGUGGAGGGCCCUGGCGAACAGGUGGCGCAAACGCGUGCCCGAAGGCACUGAGCGCGCGUCGGAGCCGUCCAUCUGGAUCGGCAUCUGCUCCGUCUGGUCUACGGCGGCCGCGACCAGCGCCGGCGGCAGCCGCACGGAGACCCGCGUCCCCAUGAGCGGGGCUCGGCGGCGCGUGACGCAGCGGCUGAAGGACGCGCAGAACACGGCGGCGCUGCUCACCACGUUCCAGGAGGCGGACAUGUCCGCCGCGCUCGAGAUGUGCAAGAAGUACAAGGAUUCUUUUCAGAAGACCCACGGCACAAAGCUCGGAUACUUGUCUGUGUUUGCGAAGGCCAGUAGCAAAGCGUUGAUGGAAAUCCCUGGAGUCAACGCCGUCAUCGACGACAGCUCGAAGGAGGUUGUUUACCGUGACUACGUGGACAUCAGCAUCCCCAUCCCAAGCCCGCGUGGGCCAGUUUCUUGCGUCCUGCGCGGUGUAGAGUCCAUGUCGAUCCUGGACAUCGAGCACGCCAUCGCCGGAUUCGUCGAGAGGGCGGCCAAAGACGACCUGGCUGUCGAAGACCUGGGUGGGGCAACAUUCGGCAUCACCGAUACCGGGGUGGCCGGAGGCAUGAUGGGCACCGCUAUCAUCAACCCACCAAUGAGCGCCGUGAUGGGCACCAACGCAGUGACGACAAGGCCCACCGUCGUCGGCGGCAAGGUCGUUGCCAAACCCAUCAUGUACCUGGCCCUCACCUAUGACCACCGCCUGAUUGACGGGCGUGAGGCCGUGACGUUCUUGUGUUCCGUGCGCGACAAGAUGGAGGACCCCACCCGCCUGCUGCUGGAGCUGUGA